Molecule: messenger RNA, 1386 nt
Organism: Fraxinus pennsylvanica
Lineage: Eukaryota; Viridiplantae; Streptophyta; Magnoliopsida; Lamiales; Oleaceae
Source: the annotation of a GenBank genome assembly
AUGACGAAGCAAGCGGCUGGACAUGGCCUCCUCUUCAUGGUGCUCUUCAUCUUACCCAUCGGUUCACUGUCCUACUCCGGUCAUCAUUCCCACGCUGAUCAUCACCGACACAAGUCGUCUUUCCGCCGUGUCCUCAUCGGUCAUGACUCGGACAAGUAUGCUGUCAUAUUCGAUGCUGGAAGUACCGGGAGCAGAGUGCAUGUAUUCCGCUUCGACCAAAACCAAGAUCUCCUUCCUAUUGGCAAUGAGCUUGAGCUCUAUGUAUCGACAAAGCCUGGUCUGAGUUCAUAUGCAGCCGAUCCUCAGGCAGCCGCGAGCUCUUUACGACCCCUCCUGGAGAAAGCCGAGGCUGUUGUUCCAAUAGAGUUGCAGCCGGACACACCAGCAAGACUUGGGGCAACUGCAGGUCUGAGAUUGGUACAAGGUGAUGCAGCUGAAAAAAUUUUGGACGUGGUAAGAAAUUUAUUCAAGAAUGAAAGCAACCUGAAAUACAAGCAUGACUGGGUGUCUAUUCUUGACGGAGUCCAGGAAGGAACUUAUAUGUGGGCGACCAUAAACUACUUAUUAAAUACCCUGGGAAAAAAUUAUGCUGAAACAGUAGCUACAAUUGAUCUUGGAGGGGCAUCUGUACAAAUGGCGUAUGCAAUCUCGGAUGAAAAUGCAGCAAAGGCUCCCCAGGCAGCAACAAAUGAAACUUACCUGCUGCAAAAGAAUCUCAAGGGAACAAAUUACAACCUCUAUGUUCACAGUUACUUGAAAUACGGUAGCAAGGCAGCUCGAGCUGAGAUUUUUAAGGCCUCUCGAAACUCUACGAAUCCAUGCAUUUUGGAUGGAUAUGAUGGUACCUACACAUAUGGAGGAGUUGUUUAUAAAGUAUCAGCUCCUCGAACUGGUACAAAUAUGAAAAGAUGUCAGAUAUUAACUAGGAAGGCCCUUAAAAUCAAUGCACCAUGCAAAUAUGACAGUUGCACAUUCAAUGGGAUUUGGAAUGGUGGAGGUGGAGAUGGCGAGAAGAAUUUGUAUCUUUCGUCGUCUUUUUACUGGACAGCACUGGAUUCUGGAAUUCUAAAACAGAAUGCCACUGCUGGAAGAAUUCUUGUGAAUGCUUACAAGGACACAGCAAAGAGGGCAUGUGCAACUAAAUUUAGCAACGUUAUAUCUGAAUUUCCUAACGUGCAAGAGGACAGUAGACCGUAUUUGUGCAUGGAUCUUGUAUACAUUUACACAUUGCUUGUGGAUGGAUUUGAUCUGAAUGCCUCUCAAAAGGUUGCAGUGGUUAAAGAUGUGAAGUACAAGAAUUCCCAUGUUGAAGCAUCAUGGCCAUUGGGAUGUGCCAUUGAUGUCAUGUCAUCGUUGACAACAAAGACAUUAAUCGAGAAUAUCUGA